Molecule: messenger RNA, 1752 nt
Organism: Yarrowia lipolytica CLIB122
Lineage: Eukaryota; Fungi; Ascomycota; Dipodascomycetes; Dipodascales
Source: RefSeq, a predicted model, not a curated record
AUGAAAAUCUCACACAAGCUCGAAAAGGCUCACGCGGCGGACUCGACGCCGACAUUUUCGUUCGAGUUCUUUGUCCCCAAAACGUCUCAGGGAGUCAACAAUCUGUACGACCGAAUGGACCGAAUGUACCAGCUGGGCCCGCAAUUCAUCGACAUCACGUGGAACGCCGGCGGGCGUCUUUCCAACCUCACCAACGAGAUGGUCGCCACCGCCCAGUCCGCCCUGGGGCUCGAAACCUGUAUGCAUCUGACCUGCACCGGCAUGCCCAAGCAGCUGGUGGAGAAUGCUCUUCAGUCCGCGUUUGACGGCGGUUGCCAGAACAUUCUGGCGCUUCGAGGCGAUCCUCCCGUGGAGUCGGAAAAGUGGGAGGCGGUCGACGGCGGCUUCCGCUACGCCAAGGAUCUCGUCAAGUACAUCAAGUCUAAGUACGGCGACUACUUUGACAUUGGCGUGGCGGCCUACCCCGAGGGUACCCCUGAGGAGCCCGACGUGGACAUUCUCAUCGACCAUCUCAAGGAAAAGGUGGAUGCUGGCGGCACCUUUAUCGUCACCCAGAUGUUCUACGACACGGACAACUUCCUCAAGUGGGUCGACAAGUGCCGUGCCAAGGGCAUCAACGUGCCCAUCAUCCCCGGAAUCAUGCCCAUCUCCACCUACGCCUCGUUUAUGCGCCGGGCAAACUGGUGCCAGAUCCAGAUCCCCCAGGACUUUUUGGACCAGCUGGAGCCUGUCAAGGACGACGACAUGCGGGUGCGAGAGCUCGGCACCCAGCUCGUGGCAGACAUGUGCCAGAAAAUGCUGGACUCGGGCAAAAUCAAACAUCUCCAUUUCUACACCAUGAACCUGGAAAAGGCCACGGUGAUGGUGCUGGAGCGCCUCAACCUGCCCGCCCAGGACUCGGCCGUGGCGCCGCUGCCAUGGCGGCCCUCGCUGGCGCUGGGCCGGCAGGACGAGACGGUUCGACCCAUUUUCUGGAAGAACAGAAAACAGUCGUACGUGGCCCGAACCCAGGACUGGGACGAGUUCCCCAACGGCCGAUGGGGAGACUCGCGGUCCCCGGCGUUUGGCGAGCUGGAAACCUACGGAGUGCUGCUCCGCCAGUCGCCCCAAAAGGUCCUCGAGCUCUGGGGAGAGCCCAAGACCGUCGACGACCUCAAGACGCUUCUUGUCAACUACCUCAACGGUAAGCUGGCGUCGCUGCCCUGGUCCGACGUUCCCAUCUCCAACGAAAUCGAAACCAUCAAGCCCCAGAUUCUCGAGCUCAACAACAGGGGUAUUCUGACCAUCAACUCGCAGCCCGCCGUCAACGGAGCCAAGUCCACCCACCCGGUCCACGGCUGGGGCCCCAAAAACGGCUACGUCUAUCAAAAGGCGUACCUGGAGCUGCUUGUCACCCCCGAGGUGGCGGAAAAGCUCGUCAAGAAGCUCGAAAACCAGUCGGAAAUCACCUUUUACGCCGUCAACAAGACCGGCAACCUCCAGACCAACGCCCCUGGCGGACCCAACGCCGUCACCUGGGGUAUCUACCCCGGCAAGGAGGUCAUCCAGCCCACCAUUGUCGAGAAAAUCUCCUUCCUGGCGUGGAAGGAGGAGGCCUUCCGCCUCGGCUCCGAGUGGGCCAAGUGCUACCCUGCCGAAUCCGAGUCCCGAAAGUUCCUCGACGACAUUUUCAACAACUGGUACCUGGUCAACAUUGUGCACAAUGAUUUCCACGACUCCACUGGUAUCUUUGACUUGUUUAGCGACUUGUAG